Messenger RNA from Colletotrichum truncatum, 1032 nucleotides. The record is from RefSeq and is a predicted model, not a curated record. NCBI's taxonomy places the organism in Eukaryota, Fungi, Ascomycota, Sordariomycetes, Glomerellales, Glomerellaceae.
AUGGGUGUUAUCGCAGUAGCAGGUGGUACUGGCGACGUCGGCAGAACUAUUGUGGAACAAUUAGUGGCUUCCGGCAAACACCCGAUUGUUCUUUGCAGGAAGGUUCCUAUUGCAUCUGCAGUAGAUGGUGCCAAAUUCGUAGCCGUUGACUAUAACGAUAUCGAGGGACUCGUGAAGACCCUAGAAGCCCAGAAGAUUGAUACUAUCAUCUCAGCUAUGAGCAUUGAGGGGGCUGUAGAGCAAGCGCAGCUGAACCUGAUCGCCGCAGCAGACAAGUCGCAGACAACCCGGAGAUUCAUCCCAAUAAUCUAUGGUCUCUCACAUGAACGCAGAGAAGAUAUCGUCGCGGAUGAUUUCACCGGCCCAGGACUCCGAGCUGCCGAGACUCUUGCCAAAUCGGGGCUCACCUUCACGCGCAUCGCCCAGGGUAUCUUCAUGGACUACUUCGGCCAACCCAACAUCCCGAGCCACCUCAGGCCUUUCAAGUGGGCGAUUGACGUGCCCUCGCGACGCGCUGCCAUCCCCGGAACGGGCAACGAGACGCUGAGCCUGACUUAUUCCAAAGACCUUGCUCGGUUUGUCGACCGCCUUGUUGACGACGAUGUGUGGCCGGAGUACAGCAUUAUCUGCGGAGCCGACACUACUUUGAACGAAAUAGUAGCAGCUGCCGAGGAGGCUACUGGUGAGAAGUUUGACGUCACAUACGACACUGUUGACGAUCUCAAAGCCGGCAAAGCAACGGCGAUCUUUUCUGAUAGUGAAUCAUACGCAGGCAUGGAUCCUACUAUGAUGGCUGUGGUAGUGGGAUUGCAGGUCGUUGAAGGAAAAUUGGCUUUGCCGAAGGAGGGGAGACUUAACGACAAGUAUCCGGACAUUCAGCCUCUUUCCAUAAACGCUUUUAUGGCUAAGGCUUGGUCCAAGAAAGUGAAGAGCACCACAACUGGCUCUAGAGACAUCAGCUUCUUUUCUGAUGAGGACAUAGCGAGAAAAUCCAGAUGGCUACGUGGAUGUGAAAGUGCCCCCAGACUUUGA